AUGCCGUGCUCCUCGAGCGGCGGCGCUGGCGGGGUGUCCUGGCCGGCGCCUCUGCGCGGCAGCAGGAUGUACUGGGUGUGGCUGCGGGGGCUGGAACUGAGUGCGGCGCGGGCCCCGCCCAAGGCCGACGGCGAGGGCUGGGUCGACCAGCCGCGCGGGCGCCGAGCCCAGCGGCAGGCGCGGGGCGCGGCCAGGGCUGCGUCGGCCAAGUCGCAGACGUCCGCCGCCAGCGGAGCGCCCUCCAGCGGCGGCGGCGCCACCGCGAUCGAGCGGCUGCAGGUGGAGGUCGAGCAGCUCGAGGAGCUCCUGGCGGCACCGCCAGACGGGGUGGACGGCUGCUUCACCGACGUCGUGGCCAGCCAGCUAGAGGCCAAGCGGAGCCAGCAGGCCCAGGCGGAGCGGGAGGCGGCCGAGCAGAAGGCUUCGGCGCCCCCGCGGUCCGCGCAGCUGCACAAGGAGGCCAACGCCAUCAGCAAGUCCGAGAAGCGGAUGCGGGCAGCCCGCAAGACCCUGGAGGAGAAGCGGGCGGCCCGCGAGCUCGCCGAGGCCCAGCUCCAGAAGGCGCAGGAGGAGUUGGCCACUCUCGAAGGCGAGGCCCUGGAGGAUGCCGCCCGCGACGACGAGGAAGCUCAGAGGCGGCAGCGGGCCUCCCAGAUGGCCACGUCCAGCCAGAUCCCAGGGCUGCUCACGCAGCUCGAGAAGUUGCCCGAGGCCUGGCGGAGCAACAACUUCGAGGUGGCGUGGGCGGCGAUCUGCGCCCGGAUGGCCGCGGUCCGUUCGCAGCUGGUGGGCCCCCCUGAGCGGCCUCGGCGCGAGCGCUGGGCGGAGAGCUGCCCCAUGGAUGAGGACCUCAUCAGCAGCGGCGACGAGGGCGACGACAAGCCUGGCGCCAGCGGCAGCGUCUGGGGGCCGCGGCCUGCAGACGCGAGCUGGCUGGCGAGGCUGCUGACCUGGCUCCUCUUGUGGCCCCUGCUGGGGCUCGCGGCGCUGGCAGCCGAGGCGGCGGGCCCCCGCCAGGGCAGCCGGGAGUGUCGCCCCGCCGCCGACGCCGCCCGCACCGGCGGCGGCAGGGCGCGGCUCCCAGCGGUGCCAGGAGAGGCAGCCGCAGCCACGCAGCAGGCCCGCGGCGGCCUGGAGGUCCUGGGGAUCAACGGCAACACGUGGCGCCGCGGCAUGGACGUCCUCGAGGCCUUCGUCAACCGAGAGGGCUCGCGGCCCCACCUGGUGAUGCUCCAGGAGACCCGCUUGGCCCCUCACCAGCUGCAGUCGGCGUGCGGCAGGGCCAAGGGCUUGGUCCAUGCGGCCUUCCUCCACGCCUCGGCGGCGACUGACAGGGAGGGGCCGCUGCCGCACUCUGGAGGAGUCGGCAUCCUGGUCCGCGACGACCUUCAAGGUGGCAAGGUGGACUGGCAGGCCCCGGGCGACCUCCGACAUCGCAUCAUCGGGGUCACGGUCGCGGCCGCCUCUGGGCUGGAGCUGCUGGCGUGCUCCCUCUACUUGCAGGACUCGCUGGGCCCCAAGGGCGCCAACCUGGACAUCUUCGCUGCCCUCGGUGACAUGGUGCUCACCACGGGGCUGCCCUGGCUGGUGCAAGGGGACUUCAACAUAGGGCCUGGCGCCCUGCACGAGUUCGGCUGGCCCAAUGUUCAGCGCGGGGCGUGCCUUGGCCCGUCGGAGACCGCGCGCAGGGCGCAACGAGCUGAGCAUGUGUACGACUGGUUUGCGAGCUCAUACUGCCUCGCCCACGGGGUCGCCGAGACAGCCGCACUGGAUGGGUACGCGCUCUUCCCCCACAAGCCAGUGCGCUUGCUGCUGCAGGACGUCAGGCCCGACGCGCUGGUGCAGGUGCUCGUCCGCCCUGGGCGCUUCCCCGACGUCGACGCCGACGACUGCUGCGCGCGCGAGGGCGCCCUGGUCCAGGUGCGCCGCCGUGUUGGGCGCGCCAGGUGGAAGGCGCUGCCCUGCAGCUGGCGUGUCCUCGAGCCCCUCAGCGCCGCGGUGAAGCGCGAGCACCGCCAUCGGCACUCGGCGCUCACGCACGGCAUCCGCCAGGCGCUGGACCUGGCGCUGCAGCGACUGAGGGCGGAGCGGGCGCAGAGGUGGCACCCCUCCCACGAGUGCUGGUACGUCCACAAGGCCGAGCGCGCGGCGCACCUCCUCGAGGAGACCACCGCCGCAGCCUGCCAGGGGGAUGAGGUCGUGACCCCCAGCUUCGGCACCAGCGAGUGGAGCGACCUUGUCAGGCAGGCGGGAGUGCACGGGCACGGCGGCGCCAUUCAGGUCCUCCAGCUGCGCCUCGCGGCCCCCCAGCGCCGCGACGGGGCCUGGCGGGCCCGGGUCAAGGAGGCGGUCCAGCGCGGGGGCAGGCUGGCCCACGGGUUCGCGAGGGCCGUGUCGCCCCCGAAGGUCGUCGACCCCGCCGCGGGCAGGCCGCUGGCGGGCGUGCUGGCCGUCGAUCAGCUGGAGGCGAACUGGCAGAAGCUGCGAUCGACUGCGGGCCUGGGAGCCGACCAGCUGCACCCGCGGCAGCUGGUGCUCCUCCCCGUGGCCUUGCAGCUGAGGUGCCUGGACAUCCUCGCCGCCUACGAGGAGCGGCCUCAAGCGCUGGGGGCGUUCGUGACCAUGAUGGUGUUCAUCGCCAAGGCCGACGCGCUGUGGGAGGCGGAGCACGACUGUCGGUUUUUCUGGGGCAAGGCGGACCGAGGCUGCGAGAAGGCGGGGUGGCUCCACAACCAGUGCGCGGCCUUCGCCCGCGAGAGCGGGUUUGACUCGGCCAGCCUCUUCCUGGACAUCACGAAGUUCUACGAGAACCUGCGGCACGACGUGCUCUGGAGCUGCGCCACCGGGCAUGGCUUCAACCUCCGCCUGCUGCGUGGGCUGCUCGUGAUGUACCAGAGCCCGAGGUUCAUCAGCUUCGUCGGCCUCGCCUCAGACGUGUUCUGCACGCAGGGCGCAGUGCUGGCGGGCUGCGCUUGCGCCACUACGGUAGCCAAGCUGCCUGUGCUUGGGGCACUUCCCGCCGCCUCGGCGAGCGGCAGGCCGCGGGCAGUGGCCCGCGACGUCGUCGACGGCAUCGCGCUGCAAUCCGUGGGCACUGAGAGGCUGGUGGCCGCCCAGCUUGGCAGCGCUGUGGCCAGGAACCUCGGCACGGACGCCAGCAUCACGAGACGAAGUGUUCACGAAGGUCGAGCCCGUGCUGCUGGAGCCCUGCAGCGCGCCAGGCGGCUUCGCUGCCUCAAGGCGGCAGGAGUGGAGGUCGACCUGAUCCACGUGACAGGGCCGACGGCCAGCAUGAUCCGGGGGCGCGCGGCGACGGGCAUCGCGGACGGGGAGCUACACAGCUGGCGGCCCACAGCGCGCCGCAGUGCUGGUCGGCUGCCUUGCGGUGCUGCCCUGGGCCUGAGGCUUCGACGCGUGGAGCUGCGGCGGCGGCGCGACCUGGGCCCGGCGGUGCUCGCUGCGGGCUGCACGGUGCAGAUGUUGGCGGCGCUGCUCCAGUCGGGAGAGCUGCCCUUGCGCAUGCUGGGGCGCGGGCUGGAGGCGGCGGCAGCCCGGCGCGCCGAGGCUGCGUCGCCGUGGGUGCACUGCGCGUCCCCCGUGGACGCCGCGGUGUUCACCUGGACCGGGACCGAAUGGCAUUUCGAGUCGGAGCGAUGCCUCGUCACGGGCCUCGAGGACAAGCUGGACCUCGCGCUCCUGGGCCCGCGCGGACUGGGGAUCGAGGCUGGGCUCGGGGCGCGGCGCGCCUCUGACCGCCAUGAGAUGCGGAAGCUCGCCCGCGAGCGAGAGCAGCGCGCGCUGAUCGCCUACAUUUCCAACGCGCACUGGACGCAGGCCAGGCUGUACGACGCCAAGUGGCGCGGCCGCGCCAGGUGCCGCUGCUGCGGGGAGGCGCGCGGCACCCUCUGGCACAGGCUCUUCGAAUGCCCCAUGCUGGCGGCCCAGCGGAGGUGCGACGACGACGGGAACCUGGUCGUGGGCGUCUACGGCACGGUGGGGCGGGACCUCUGCCCGCAGCAGACGGCCAAGGACGGCGAGGACUUUGCGGUGUGGAUGCAGCUUCACCGCCUCCUGUCUCCUGCGGGGCCGAGCCUGCGCCGCGGCGCCCAGCAGGGCCAACGCCCACCUCUGGAGCAAGACCCACGCGGCAUUCGAGCCUGGCUCCUUUGCAGUGCGGAAGGUGCCCGCGCACUGCAACCGCAGGCCGUGCUGGGCGGGCGCCUCGCGGAGGCCCAGCGGCGCGGGGACGACCGCGCCGACCGCCUCGCCAAGAUGGGAGCCACGCUGCAUGCAUUGGACAGCCAGGCCGUCGGCGAACACCAUGCGCUGGCUGAGGUGGUCCGCGAGCUCGCACGGUGGAUUGGCCGGGCCGCGGUCAUCUUGCAGGGCGUCAGCGAGAAGGACAGCGAGGGCCUUCCAGAUGCUGGUGAGCGGCGGCAGGCGCGCUUCGAGGCGCCGCCAGACUCGCAGGCCCCGCCCGCCGACCAGGAGGAGGAGGGCCCAGAGCCCAAGAGGCCGCGCCUGGAGAGCGCCCGCUCGGCCGGCAGCGCCGCGGCCCUCUCUGCUAGCGCGGCGGCCUCCAGCAUCCUCGGGCACGCCCGCAGCUACGCCUGCUGCGGCGACGGCGAGCAGACCCAGGAGCUGGCGGCGCGCGCCAAGUGCGGCGCCUACACGGUGCGGGGAGGCCGCUCGGGGGCCAAGCCGCGGCUGAAGGAGCCCUGCCUGGCCGACGAGACGGACAAGAGCGGGCGCGACCAGCGCCGCCUGUGGGAGCGCGGGCGCCGCCCAGCUGGAAGGCCGAGGUCGGCGAAGCAGCGCCAGAAGGACCUGGCCAUCCCCAGCCUCCGCGGGCAAGGGCCGGUGCCGGCGGACGCCCACGAGCGCCACCUGGAGUGGCUCGGGGUCGUGGCCGAGCAGCAGGCGGCGGGGGCGCCAGUGCUGCGAGCCCCAGCGGAGCCGCAGGACCUCCUGGCGGCCUGCGGCCUGAGCGAGGCCGAGCUGGCAGCCAGCGCUCAGGCCGCCGUCAGCGCGGUCGAGCGCAGGCGCGUGCGCCGCCGCACGGACCGCAUCGGUCAGGCUGAUCGAGUGUAG
Messenger RNA from Prorocentrum cordatum, 5091 nucleotides. The record is from the annotation of a GenBank genome assembly. NCBI's taxonomy places the organism in Eukaryota, Dinophyceae, Prorocentrales, Prorocentraceae.